Messenger RNA from Anopheles marshallii, 1797 nucleotides. Its product is annotated as esterase B1-like. Lineage: Eukaryota; Metazoa; Arthropoda; Insecta; Diptera; Culicidae. The record is from RefSeq and is a predicted model, not a curated record. The coding region runs from base 1 to 1797 and encodes 598 amino acids. The transcript has 2 exons.
AUGGUUAUGCGUAGUGCACCUUUGAUGGGGUGGAAGAACGUGAGCACUGGCUCUGAUGCUGAAAAGCACAUGCCGAUCACAAGGAUAUGCGUCCAAGUGCAGCAAGGUUCGAUCUAUGGCGUGCGCGAUAGACUUCCAAAUGGACAGAAUUACUAUUACUUCAAGGGUGUACCGUACGCGAAGCCACCCGUUGGACAGCUUCGCUUCAAGUCGCCAAUGCCGUUGGAGAAGUUUGCCGUGUCCUAUCUGGAUUGUACACGGGAGCGCAGCAACUGCCUAGGGUUGGACGUACUGUCCAAGGAUAUCAGUGGCUCUGAGGACGGCUUGUUUCUAAACAUCUACACACCGAAACUAGGCAAACGUGAUGACCCGGAACCACUGCCGGUCAUGGUGUUUAUCCACGGUGGUGGACUUAUUGGAGGUCACGGUGACAGUUCACUUUACCUUCCAAACUACCUAGUACAAGAAGGUGUGAUCGUUGUGACACUCAACUAUCGGCUAGGCGUACUCGGUUUCCUCUGUUUGCCGGAUGCUGGCGUUGAGGGUAACGCAGGUCUGAAGGAUCAGCGUGCGGCACUGCGUUGGAUAUCGGAAAACAUUGCUGUGUUUGGUGGAGAUCCGAACAAUGUGACGCUAUUCGGCGCAAGCUCAGGAGCGAUUGCGGUCAACUUCCACUGCCUUUCGCCGGAGUCUAAGCGCUACUUUCACAAGGCGAUUCUGCAGAGUGGUUCCAUUUACACGGAGUUUGCGUUCCAGGAACAGCCCGAGGAAAAGGCACGCAGAUUGGCAAAGUUGUUGGGCCAUAAUCCGGCCACAGAUGUGGAGGUGUAUGAGAUACUGCGAAAUGCACCAGCUCGCAAGCUGUUUGAGUUGCAACCGUUGGUGUUGACCGAACGCGAAAAAGCGGUAGAACGCUUAUUUCAAAUCCCUUUUCUGCCGGUGAUUGAGAGAUCUGACUCGGUGGAUGCGUUGAUCACUCGUCACCCGACUGAGAUUCUUAGCGAGCCCGACUCGAUGGACAUCCCGAUCAUACUCGGGUACAACGAGCGUGACGGUAUGAUGGUGUUGAUCGACGCCAUCAAAACCCUGGCCACGUAUAAUGCUGAACCGGAGCGUUUUAUUCCACGGACCGUGGCGCUGGAUUACUUUUCACCAGAAGCUCGCGCGCUGGGUGAAGAGAUUCGGGAAUUCUAUUUCGGUUCGCGGCCGGUCAGCCGGGACACACUGAACCAACUGACGGAUGUAUUCACUGACAAGUAUCUGCUCGCGUACCGGAUGACGGUGGAACUGUGGGCGCGUCACCAACGCCGAUCGAAGUUCUUCGGUUACCGAUUCGCGUUCGAUGGAUUGCUGAACAAGGGCAAAGCGAUCAUGUCGCUGGGUACUAUGAAAGGGGCGGCACACAUCGACGAGGUGUACUACCUUUUCAGCUCGCCACUGUUACGCACGGAAGUGCCGGAAACGGAUCGAGCGUACGGACUGCGGAACACGAUGGUUCGUCUCUGGACCAACUUUGCACGCUACAGUGAUCCAACACCGCAACAGUCGACUCCCGACGCGAGCAUUCCUUUCCGAUGGGAACCUCAGCCGAAUGUGGCGGAAAAUCUAGACGUACCACUAAUGUGUCUGAACAUCACCAACAACGGUAUCGCGAUGGCCGAAAUGCCCGAAAAGCGGCGGAUGAACUUUUGGGCAGGCAUUUUUCAGCGCUUCAACGGCAAACUGGCCGAUGUCAAGCUGCCCCUGGUAAGUUCUUCCCUCAACAGUGCACCCGAUCUCAACAACAACACACUAUAA